GCUUUUCCGUUUAUCACCAGUUUCGCCUGUGGUGGAAGGAAAAAAUCAGAACAGCAUUAGUCACCUUCGACGUAGUUCACUUAUCCGCCAAUUUAAUGAUCAAUCAAACUUUAAUCUAGUUGACAUCAGUCACAUUGAUUUCGUACUACUGAUUUUCUUAGUACAAUUCGUACAGGGUUCAGCAGCGGAAUACUAUUAUGAGUAAACCACUGAGAUAAACUAUAAUCGCAAGUAUCUAUUGUGUUCCGGAGACAGAAGCAACUAAUUGGAAAAGAACGGGGUGUAUUGAGUUCCUGGAAUAAUCGGGUAAUAUCUGUGCUGCUCCAACCCCCUGCCAUAGGAUUGUACAUCGACCAAGAGCAAGAUACCGCGAGGGAGGAAGGAGAGGGGGAACUGUAGGGCACCGCGUCCAUGACAAUUUCAAAUUGCUAGGUAGAGCUAGCUAGCUACCUGCUAUCUAGCUAGCUGCACAUCGACAUAAAGAAAUCCUGGAAAUGGGAUUUUUCUUACCUCCUUUAAAAAUAAGCUGACCCUCAAAUAACAAUAAAUGCAAUAUUAUCUCAACCAAUGGUUCCGUUUUCGCUAUAGUUUAUCGACGAGGACUGGAAAUUUUGCUGCAGCUUUGGACGGGCAGAAGAGAGAAGGGGGUGACAGCCGGAGAACUGGAACACAUCGCCGGCUUCCGGGGAUUCGGAGCGGCUUCAGGGAACCGCAUACGUCGCGAAAUCUGGAAAGACGAAUUUGAACACUCAAACGUAGCUCGGGAUACUUGCGAUCCAGGAAAUCGGGGAAUUCCAAAAUGUCCAGGAAAGUACAGAGAAGCGAGGUGUGCGCUGACUGUAGUGCACCAGACCCAGGGUGGAGCAGCAUUAACAGGGGGGUGCUGAUCUGUGAUGAGUGCUGCUCUGUGCACCGCAGUUUGGGCCGGCACAUCUCCGUGGUGAAGCACCUGCGCCACAGCGGCUGGCCCCCCGCGCUGCUGCAGAUGGUGCAGACCCUGGCCAGCAACGGGGCGAACUCCAUCUGGGAGCACUCCCUCCUGGACCCGGCUCAGGUGCAGAGCGGACGGAGAAAACCCAACCCACAGGACAAAGUCCACCCCACCAAGUCAGAAUUCAUACGGGCGAAGUAUCAGAUGCUGGCGUUUGUACACAAGCUUCCGUGCCGCGACGAUGACGGCGUCACCACCAAGGACCUCAGCAAGCAACUGCACUCGAGCGUUCGAACCGGCAGCCUGGAGACCUGUCUGCGGCUGCUCUCACUGGGGGCCCAGGCCAACUUCUUCCAUCCGGAGAAAGGGACCACCCCCUUGCACGUGGCGGCGAAGGCGGGGCAGGUCCUGCAGGCGGAGCUGCUGGUCGUGUACGGGGCGGAUCCUGGAGCCCCCGACAUCAACGGGCGCACGCCCCUGGACUACGCCAGACAAGCAGGGCAGGUGGAGCUAGCCGAGCGCCUGGUGGAGUGUCAGUACGAGCUGACGGACAGGCUAGCCUUCUACCUGUGCGGCCGACGCCCAGAUCACAAGAACGGCCAUUACAUCAUCCCCCAGAUGGCUGACAGAGCUCGUCCUAAGUGCCCAACACAGAGCCUUGACCUGUCAGAACUGGCCAAGGCAGCCAAGAAGAAACUCCAAGCGCUGAACAACCGUCUAUUUGAGGACCUGGCCAUGGACGUGUAUGACGAGGUGGACCGCAGAGAGAACGAUGCGGUGUGGCUGACCACUCAGAACCACAGCACCUUGGUUACGGAGCGCAGCGCUGUCCCCUUCCUGCCUGUCAACCCCGAGUACUCUGCCACGCGCAACCAGGGCCGGCAGAAGCUGGCUCGCUUCAACGCUCGGGAGUUCGCCACCCUCAUAAUCGACAUCCUGAGCGACGCCAAGAGGAGGCAGCACGGCAAGGGCCUCACCAGCCCCACCGACCCCCUGCAGCUGGGCCUGAGCAACGAUGACGACCAGCACGACUACGACAGCGUAGCUUCGGACGAGGAGUCUGACGGCGAGCUGACCACACAGAACAACAACACUCAGCGUAACAACAGAGCCAAGAGCAUGGACUCCUCCGACCUGUCGGACGGACCCAUCACCCUGCAGGAGUACCUGGAGGUGAAGAAGGCGCUGGCCGCCUCCGAGGCCAAGGUGCAGCAGCUGAUGAAGGUCAACAGCAACCUGAGCGAGGAGCUGAGACGUCUGCAGAAAGAGAUCUCGCGGAUGCAGAUGGAGAACAGUGUGUUGCGGGGGGGGCAGGCAGGGAGGUCUGGAGUGUCGGGAGGGGGUGGCGGGCCGGGGCUGGGGUCUGGCGGGGUGCGAGGAGUUGGAGCGGGAGGAGGUGGCGGAGGAGGAGGAGUUGGAGUGGGGGGGCCUGGCGGGAUGCUUUCCACAGGCCCCUCCCACAGGCGGGACAGGCAGGCCUUCUCCAUGUACGAGCCCGGCGCCGCCCCCCACAAGACCCUCUCCCCAGCUCUGGACUCCCUCGCCGGCCGCCUGCACCCCAGUGUGCAGAAGGGGGUGUCCACAGGCCUCUCCUCCUAUGGUGGCCUGCACCUCUCUGGCUCCACAGAGGUGGGGAGAUACACGACCCCGAAAGGAGAGAAGCCUGGCAGCAGCACAGACAGCGACUACGACAACACUCAGACAUAUGAGCUGUCGCUCAGUGUGAUGCGCAGCAGCGAGGAUGACAGCCGUGGAGAGCUGGAGGAGGCGGGGGGUGGAGACGGGGGGGAGCCGGACCCCACCCUGCCCUGCACAGAAGACGUCAUUCUGAAGACUGAACAGGUGACCAAGAACAUCCAGGAGCUGCUGAGGGCUGCACAGGAGUUUAAACACGACAGCUUUGUGCCCUGCUCUGAGAAGAUCCACACUGCUGUCUCUGAGAUGGCCUCCUUCCCCAAGGCUCCUGCUCUCCCUGCUCCGCCCCUCCCGAGGCGCGCUGACGCGGGCUCCGCGCCUGGCGCCAGUGCCGCAGGGGAGUGCCGCAGGCGUGCCACGGACCCGGGCGCCGCCCCCGUGGACUACCAGCUCCUCACCCAGCAGGUCAUCCAGUGCGCCUACGACAUCGCCAAGGCCGCUAAGCAACUGGUCACCAUCACAACCCGCGAGAAGAAGCAGUGAGAGGGGAGAGGGAAGGAGAGGGGAGGUGAGAGAGAGAGAGAGAGAGGGAAAGGUAGUGUAGGAGAUAAGGGAGGAGAGAGAGAGAGAGA
Anguilla rostrata (American eel) is the source of this 3198-nucleotide messenger RNA. It is a transcript of the gene git1, whose product is annotated as G protein-coupled receptor kinase interacting ArfGAP 1. NCBI's taxonomy places the organism in Eukaryota, Metazoa, Chordata, Actinopteri, Anguilliformes, Anguillidae. The record is from RefSeq and is a predicted model, not a curated record. The transcript is spliced from 21 exons. Gene Ontology annotation, biological process: brain development; regulation of G protein-coupled receptor signaling pathway; regulation of ARF protein signal transduction. Gene Ontology annotation, molecular function: GTPase activator activity; small GTPase binding. The coding region runs from base 800 to 3109 and encodes 769 amino acids. Gene Ontology annotation, cellular component: neuron projection; synapse; postsynapse.